Molecule: messenger RNA, 1944 nt
Organism: Rattus rattus (black rat)
Lineage: Eukaryota; Metazoa; Chordata; Mammalia; Rodentia; Muridae
Gene: Tigd3
Product: tigger transposable element derived 3
Exons: 2
Coding region: 168-1580 (470 amino acids)
Cellular component (GO): nucleus
Molecular function (GO): DNA binding
Source: RefSeq, a predicted model, not a curated record
CGCGCGCUGGGCCCUGCUUUGCGCGCGCCCGCUCCCGACCAGUCCCUCGGUGCGUUCUGCCCUCAGGGUCGCGGCGCCCGUCCCUCUCUGGUUCUGUCAAGGCCCUGGAACCUAGCUGGGGCAGGGACUGGAGCCGCGGGACGGCGCCUGGAGGUUCCCAGGGAGCCAUGGAGCUAAACACCAAGAAGAAGCUUCACGCCCUGUCCCUGGCUGAGAAAAUCCAGGUUCUGGAACUCUUGGAUGAGUCCAAGAUGUCCCAGUCAGAGGUGGCUCGGCGCUUCCAGGUCUCACAGCCCCAGAUCUCACGUAUCUGCAAGAAUAAGGAGAAGCUGUUGGCAGACUGGUGCAGUGGCACAGCCAACCAUGAGCGGAAGCGGAAGCGUGAAUCCAAAUACAGUGGGAUCGAUGAGGCUCUACUCUGCUGGUACCACAUUGCCCGAGCCAAGGCCUGGGAUGUAACAGGGCCCAUGUUGCUCCACAAGGCCAAGGAACUAGCCGAUAUCAUGGGCCAGGAUUUCGUGCCCAGCAUUGGAUGGCUGGUCCGCUGGAAACGCCGAAACAAUGUGGGCUUUGGGACUCGCCAGGUCCUUGUCCCUCUGUUCCCUCCUGAACCACCUCCUGCAGUUUUCCCCUCUCAGGCCCAGCCACCUCUUUCUCUUAAAGACUUCUCACCAGAAGAUGUUUUUGGCUGUGCUGAAGUACCCUUGUUGUAUCGAGCAGUGCCCGGCAGAGUGUUUGAAUGUGAUCGGUUGCAAGUAUUGCUGUGCGCCAACAGCAGAGGCACAGAAAAGAGAAGGGUAUUUGUGGGUGGGCUCCAGCCUGCCCCAAGAUGCUUCUUUGGGGUCAACAGUGAGGCACUGCCUGCCUCCUAUCACCCUGACUUAGCCAUUCCCUGGUCAGAGUGGCUGGCACAGUUUGACCAGGACAUGGGACAGCAGGGCCGACAGGUAGCCUUGCUGUUGGCUUCUGGAGUGGUAGAGGAAUGGGCCAGCCCUCCUGGACUCCACCACGUGCGACUCCUGCCUCUCUCCACCUCCAGCACCACUCCUUCCCUGCCUGGCUCUGUGGUUUUGGCCUUUAAGGCCCAUUACCGUCACCGUCUGCUGAGCAAACUAGCUGCCAUGCAGAGUGGGAAAGAGGGUACCUCACUUGCUGAGGCCAGGGCCAACAUCACAGUUUUGGAUGCUCUGCAUAUGGUGGCUGCAGCUUGGGCCAAAGUACCUCGCCAGCUCAUUUUGACCAGCUUCAUUCAAGAAGGGCUCGCUCCAGGCAAAACACCACUGUCUCUGGACAAAGAUACUGAGAUGUCACCAGUCCCUAGUGGGCUGAGCCAAGAGGAGUUUUCUCACUUUGUGGACCUGGAGGAUGAGGACCCAGGGCCUAGAGUAUGCAAAGAGGAGACCAGUACUGAAGACAAUGGGAGAGAAGAAGAUGGCUUUGAGUCCCUGCCCACCAAAGCUGAUGCCCUGAGGGCACUGUGCACCUUGAGGAGGUGGCUUGAAUGCAACAGCACCUCUCCAGAACUCUUCGAGAAAUUCUAUGACUGUGAGGUGGAGGUAGAGCAGCUCUGCUGUCUGUGAGGAGGCAUGGCUGCCUGUAGUCUCCCUCUCCUGUUUCCCAUGGAAACGCCUCUCCAGAGGCAGACUGGCUCUUUCCUGUGGAAAUUAUAUGUGGAGGGUGUAGAAGGGAAGGAAGUUGGAGCACAAAGUCUAAGAUCAGAGUAAAAGUUGUUGAAGCCUAGAGUUUCUAUAGAUGGGGCCUCAAGAAUAGGAAUCUGAGCUGUGUAGCUUCUAGGCCCUGGUGAAACUUCUAGAGCUUUGUGGGGAGUUAGUCUAAAUAGGGUAGAACCUAGAAAGGUAGACUUCCUAACAGUGGCCCCAUUCCUUGAAUUUUGUGUCAAAACCAAUUCUGCUUCAGGAAAUAAAGUUUUUAACCAGAAAGUCA